CGCCAGCAGCGAUACAACUACGCCAAACUUCGCUGUUUUAUUCCCCUGUAAAUUAUUGUCGUGUGAUUGAGGGAUUUGCUUCAGUUUGCUCCCAUUGGUGAUGGACAUAUUGCAGUUCUACACACUCUGACACUCUUGAGCGCAGACUUAAAUCCGACAGCCCUCUUACGAGGGACUGUAGGGUAAAGGGGAUUCCACACGUGGGGAAAAUCCACAUCUGACAGAUUCCAGCAUGGACUUCUUUGACGAUCCUAACCUGUUUGUGGGAGGUCUGGACAGCCUGGCAGAUGAUGGCUUCACACCUGGACAGGUAUCUUUGGAGGAUGAGCUCAGUAUUGGCUCUGGAUUUGGGUCCCUUCCAGCUGACACCAUGGGUGGAGGGAAGCAUCCUGGUAUGGCACCCAGGACCUCUACCUCUGCCAACCAGCAUGCAAUGGCCUAUGGACAACAGAUGGGGCAUUUCGAUGGUAUAAAGACUCAGAAUCCUAUUGUGCAGUCCUGCUCAGGUCCAGAAAGUGGAGCUGGAGGGGAUGCGUUCAUGGCUCAGCAGGCCCAGUUUCAGGGAUCACCUAUGAACCAAACACCCCAGUCCAAUGGACUGUUUCCCAGCACCAAUGCUAUGUGGGGCAACCAUGACCAGAAUGGGAAUACAUACCACCAGCAGCUCCAGCACCAACACAAACAACAACAACAACAACAACAACAGCAUCAUCAGCAACGCCAUCUUCAGCAGUAUCAUCACCAACAUCAACAGGGACAGCACCCACUCACAAACCAGCAACGCCUUUCUCACCAGCAGGUGAACCCUCGGGGUUUACACCAGCACGGCGAGACCUACCAGGAUCACCACAAUUUCUACUACCAGGGCAACAUGCCUCAAAACCAGCCACAGCAAGGUCACCACAGCUCCCUCGGGGUGGAAGGGAGAUCUUACCAUCAUGGAGUUGUCCAUGGUGGUCAGACUCAGUCAAAAUCGUAUCUCGGGGCCUCAAACCAGAUGAUGUCUUCGGCAUCCCAGCAGCACAGCGGGUUCCAGUUGUCCCAGGAAGUUCAGAGGUUCCCUGUCUCUGGUUCAGAGGACAGUGGAUUGGGCUUCUCCAUACAGUCCUCCCCUGUGCCCCAUGUAAUGUCCUCUUGCUCUGCAAGCCUCGCCUCAUCCUACCCUUCCUCUCAAUACUCCUUCUCCAAUCAGCCUACGUCGGUUCUCGAUGCGACUCGACCGCUCUCUUCGGCCUUGGGCCCCAUGACAACCACCACUUCCUCCAUUCUGCCAUCUGGACCUGACCUCUCAAGAUCAGAUUGCCCGUAUUCAUCAGCUUCUGUAAUGAGGCAACAGCAACAACAGCGGGGGUCUCAAGGCCAGAUCCCAGUCAGUCAGACAGAGGAGUGUCCUUUUCGCUCCCUUCAGCACUUGAAAGCAGGACAAGAUGCUUAUAGUUCUUCCGAGAUGUUCUCAGAUCCACUGAACUCCUUCCCAGGUUCAGAGGGCCACUUCCCUGCAGAGCAGCAGAGGAGCUGCGAGAUGACUGGACACCAGGUUACCAACUCCAACAUUACUAGCAAUGGAUAUCCAGCUCUGGAGGAGGCUCUGAUGGAGGAACACCAGACUGGCGAUUUUGGGGAUCUUGAAGCGCCCGAUCUUUUGGGUGAUGAACUCUUGCCCCAGUUGGAAGCUACUUUUAAUCAUCCAGAGGACUCCAACUGUUCCUGGACCAGUAGGACACAAGGGGAAAUACAAGAAGAGGAGGAGGAAUCCAUACCUCUGGGAUAUGAAGCACAGCCUCCUAAGAACGCUAAUGGUCCCAGUAGUCAGACGCGGGUCCUCAGCCCUCCGAUGAAGAGCAGCUCAUCUUCCUCAUCCUCGUCCUCAUCCUCGUACUCGUCGGCGUCGGAGAGGAGGGCUCAGAAACGACAGGCGCAGCAGACGACAGACCUGGCGGCGGCCGUCAUGGAGGACAAACAGCAGAAAGCCAAUCGGAUCAUUUCAGAGGCCAUCGCUAAAGCACGGGAGCGAGGCGAAAAGAACAUCCCUCGCGUCAUGAGUCCAGAGAGCUUCCCCUCGUCUUCGGAGCACCGAGGACACCGCUCCACCACCAAGUCUCGCUCCAAAGACAAGAGCUCCAAGAAAGCACGCAUCAUCUCCUCCACCAAGCCCAAACAGAAAGCCAAGAUCGGGAAAAUUGUCAUUAAGUUUGGAAAGAAGAAGAAACGGAAGACGGAGUCCUCCGAAGAACUAUCAGACGAUGAGCCGCCGCUACGACGUCCCUCCAAAGACGACGAUUCAAAGCGGCGGUCGAACAGACAGGUGAAGAGGAAAAAGUACGCUGAAGACGGGGAGUCUAGAGUGUCUGAUGAGGAGAUGAAGGUCAUUGUUAAAGCCAAGAAGACCAACACUACGGCACGCAAAGAGCCCGCGGUGCAGCUGUUUGUGGAAAACCCCAGCGAGGAGGACGGGGCAGUGGUGGACAAGAUCAUGUCCUCUCGACUGGUCAAAAAAGAGGUGUCUCCAGGAGUCAUGGUUGAAGUGGAGGAGUUCUUUGUGAAAUACAAAAACUACUCAUAUCUGCAUUGUGAGUGGGCGACAGAACAGCAGCUGGAGAAAGACAAGAGGAUCCAGCAGAAAAUCAAACGCUUCAAGAUCAAACAGGCCCAGAGAGCUCACCUCUUUGCUGAUAUGGAGGAAGAGCCUUUUAACCCUGACUAUGUGGAAGUAGACAGAGUUCUUGAGGUCUCCUACUGUGAGGAUAAAGGAGAGCCGGUGGUGUAUUACUUGGUGAAGUGGUGCUCUCUGCCGUAUGAAGACAGUACAUGGGAGCUGAAGGAGGAUGUGGAUCAGAGUAAGAUUGAGGAGUUUGAGCAGCUGCAGGCAGCAAGGCCAGACUCCCGCAGAGUGGAACGACCUCCAGCCAAUCUGUGGAAGAAGAGAGAGCAGUCGAGAGAGUAUCGCAAUGGGAACCGGCUCAGGGAUUACCAGCUGGAGGGGGUCAACUGGCUCCUCUUCAACUGGUAUAACAGGAGGAACUGUAUCCUAGCUGACGAGAUGGGUUUGGGCAAGACCAUUCAAUCCAUCACAUUCCUGGAAGAGAUCCAUCGCACAGGCAUCAAAGGACCCUUCCUCAUCAUUGCCCCCCUUUCCACCAUCACUAACUGGGAGAGAGAGUUUAAGACGUGGACUUUUCUCAACGUCAUCGUUUACCACGGCAGCGUCAUCAGCAGACAGAUGCUCCAGCAGUACGAGAUGUACUUCAGAGAUUCUCAGGGUCGAGCGAUCAGAGGUGCGUACAGGUUCCAGGCCGUCAUCACUACGUUUGAGAUGAUUCUUGGCGGUUGUCCUGAGCUCAACGCUAUCGACUGGCGUUGCGUGAUCAUUGACGAAGCUCAUCGUCUCAAAAACAAGAACUGCAAACUGCUGGAGGGGUUCAAACUCAUGAACCUGGAACAUAAGGUGCUUUUGACGGGGACCCCUCUACAGAACACAGUUGAAGAGCUGUUUAGCCUUUUACACUUUCUGGAACCAGCGCGCUUCCCCUCAGAAAACACCUUCAUGCAGGAGUUUGGAGAUCUGAAGACAGAGGAACAGGUUCAGAAACUGCAGGCCAUUCUGAAGCCGAUGAUGCUGCGACGUUUGAAAGAGGACGUCGAGAAAAAACUGGCCCCAAAGGAGGAGACCAUUAUCGAGGUGGAGCUCACCAACAUCCAGAAAAAAUACUACCGUGCCAUCCUGGAGAAGAACUUCUCUUUCCUGGCCAAAGGAGCCGGCCAAGCCAACGUGCCCAACCUGGUCAACACCAUGAUGGAGCUUCGCAAAUGUUGCAACCAUCCCUACCUCAUUAAAGGUGCUGAGGAGAAGAUUCUGGAAGACUUCCGUGAGGUGUACAGCCCUGCAGCCCCAGACUUUCACCUGCAGGCCAUGGUACAGUCAGCGGGUAAACUGGUCCUUAUAGACAAGCUCCUGCCCAAGAUGAAGGCCGGCGGGCACAAGGUCCUCAUCUUCUCCCAGAUGGUGCGAUGUCUGGACAUCCUGGAAGACUACCUCAUCCAGAGAAGAUACCUCUAUGAGCGGAUAGAUGGGAGAGUCCGUGGGAACCUGCGACAGGCAGCAAUAGACCGGUUCAGUAAACCCGACUCGGACCGCUUUGUCUUCCUGCUCUGUACCCGGGCCGGCGGGCUCGGCAUCAACCUGACCGCCGCCGACACCUGCAUCAUCUUCGACUCUGACUGGAAUCCCCAGAAUGACCUGCAGGCUCAAGCUCGCUGUCACAGGAUUGGCCAGAACAAGGCCGUGAAGGUUUACCGCCUGAUCACCAGAAACUCGUACGAGCGGGAAAUGUUUGAUCGCGCCAGCCUCAAGCUGGGAUUGGACAAGGCCGUGUUGCAGAGUAUGAGUGGGCGGGAGAACAGCUUAGGGGGCGGGCAGAUACAGCAGCAGCUGUCUAAGAAAGAGAUUGAGGACCUGCUGCGUCGUGGGGCGUACGGCGCCCUCAUGGACGAGGAGGAUGAGGGCGCCAAGUUCUGCGAGGAAGACAUUGACCAGAUCCUCCAACGCAGGACCAAGACCAUCACCAUCGAGUCGGAAGGACGGGGCUCCACUUUCGCCAAAGCCAGUUUUGUAGCAUCAGGGAACCGAACAGACAUCUCUCUAGACGACCCCAACUUCUGGGAUAAAUGGGCUAAGAAGGCAGAGAUUGACCUGGAUACAGUCAACGGCAGAAAUAGCCUGGUGAUCGACACGCCCAGGGUACGGAAACAGACGCGGCCGUUCAGUGCCACUAAAGACGAGCUGGCCGAGCUGUCGGAAGGAGACAGCGAAAACGACGAGAAACCCAAACUUCGCAGGCCACACGAUCGCCUCAACAGCUACGGCCGCACCGAGUGUUUCAGAGUGGAGAAAAACCUCCUCGUUUACGGGUGGGGCCGAUGGAAGGACAUCCUCCUUCAUGGGCGUUUUAAGAGGCAGCUGACGGAGAGGGACGUGGAGUCCAUCUGCAGAGCUUUGCUGGCCUACUGUCUGGUGCAUUACCGUGGUGAUGACAAAAUCAAGAGUUUUAUGUGGGACCUGAUAGCACCGACCGAAGACGGUCAGACCAAGGAGCUCCAGAACCAUCUGGGGCUCUCGGCACCCGUGCCUCGGGGCAGGAAAGGUAAGAAGAUGAAGACCCAGUCCAGUUCGUUUGACAUCCAGAAAGCCGAGUGGAUCAGGAAACACAACCCAGAACACAUGUUGUCAGACGACGGAUACAAGAAACACCUGAAACACCACUGCAACAAGGUUCUGUUGCGGGUCCGAAUGCUGUACUAUUUGAAACAGGAGGUAAUAGGAGCACAGUCACAGAAAGUACUGGACGGCGUGGAUGCCAGUGAGAUAGACAUUUGGGUGCCCGAGCCUGACCAUGCAGAGUUACCCACACUGUGGUGGGAUGCUGAGGCAGACAAGAGUCUACUGCUCGGAGUCUACAAGCACGGCUAUGAGAAAUAUAACACCAUUCGCGCGGACCCAGCCCUGUGUUUCUUAGAGAGAGUGGGGCGGCCCGAUGAAAAGGCCAUCGCUGCUGAGCAAAGAGCUAAUGACUUUAUGGAUGGGGAUGUUGAUGACCCAGAAUACAAGCCUGCCCCGGCCUUGCUGAAGGACGAUAUGGAGGACGAUGCCUCUUCUCCCGGAGACCUGCUCAUCGCAGACACGGGGGGAGAUGGGGGAGCUGCUCUAGAUAACGGAGGUGCGGCAGGCGGCGUGGGCGGGGCUUACUGGCCCUCUCCGUCUGCGCUGACGGCCAGGCUGAGGCGUCUGAUCACGGCCUCGCAGCGCUUCACUAAGAGCAGACAGAUCCUCCAGAUCCACCAGACGCAGCAGGCCAUGACCCCUGCCCUUUACCCUCUGCCCCCCACGCUCAACGACACGCUCAACCCCAAAAUCGCAGCCAAGAUAGAGAGACAGCAGAGAUGGACAAGGCGUGAGGAGGCAGAUUUCUAUCGUGUGGUCUCGACGUUUGGGGUGGUGUUUGAUCCUGAUCUGGGUCGUUUUGAUUGGACGAAGUUUAGAGCCAUGGCUCGACUGCAUAAAAAGACAGACGAGAGCCUCCAGAAAUACCUCUGCGCCUUCACCGCCAUGUGCCGGAGAGUGUGUCGCCUGCCGCCCAGAGACGGAGAUUCAGUAGACCCUUCUCUCUCCAUCCAACCAAUCACAGAAGAGCGUGCGUCUCGGACUCUGUAUCGGGUGGAGUUACUCCGUCAGGUGCGAGAGCAGGUUCUGCGUCACCCUCAGCUCUACGAGCGUCUGGCCCUGUGCCAGCCGGGCCCGGACCUGCCCGUGUGGUGGGAACCUGGGACCCACGACAGGGACCUUCUGAUCGGAGCGGCCAAGCACGGCGUCAGCCGCACAGACUACCACAUUCUCAGAGACCCCGAGCUCUGCUUUAUGGCUGCCCAGAGAAACUACAGCCAGAACAAGGGGACCCAACCGCAAAGCCAAGCCCAGGUCCAGGGGCUUCUGCAGGCAUCCACACGCACACCCACACCCCUGCUACACCCACAGCAGCAGCAGCAGCCACCGGCGGCGUCGUCGCCUCCAGCCGCCCCGAGCCAGCGGGAGGAGAACGCGACACCCAAAGAGGAGGCCGUUUUGGCGGGAGAGGGCGAGGAGAGCCGAGUCAAACGGGAGGAGACGGAGAGCUGGAGCCUGUCGGUGAGACCUCCCACUCCGACGGGAGGAGAGGAGAAAACCGACGGGGUGAAAACGGAGAGCGAGAGCAGGAUGGUAGCCGCGCGAACCAAACCGCUCGCGCCCAACUCCUCUGGCCGGAAACAGAAGAGACCAACCAAGAGGAGCCGCAGGGAACAGCGGAGGGAAUCCGGGUCCGACUCGGACUCGGACGGGUCCUCGUCGAGCUCCUCCUCCCGAUCCUCCUCCUCCUCCUCCUCCUCGUCUUCGUCGUCGUCGCGGUCGGGUUCCAGCUCGUCCUCCUCGUCCUCGUCCUGUUCCUCAGGCUCCUCGUCGUCAUCCUCCUCAUCAUCGUCUUCCUCAGAUGACAGCGAUAGUGAAGAAGUGCCGAAGAACGCGUCUGCCGUGGCAAGCGUGAAAGGUUUUGAUGAGGACAGUGUGGCUUCUCUCAGUACAACCCAGGACGAUGCCCCGGACAGUAACGUGACUGAGAACGGCCUGCCUAACCUCUCCCACCCUUUCCAGGGAGGAUACAUGCUCGCUGCCUCCUACUGGCCAAAAGACCGGGUGAUGAUAAACAGGUUGGACAGUAUCUGCCAGGCGGUGCUGAAGGGGAAAUGGCCGGGCUCACGACGGGCGUACGAGGGCAGCGCCGUGGCCUCUUUCUACACCACCAAACUCCUCGACAACGCCGCGAGUCUCAAUGAGGACGCUUCUGCUUCCCCGCAGGGUUCAAAGGUGAAGAAGCAUGUUCCAGAAAAGGAGUUCUCAGUCAAAAUCAAUGACCAGGAGGGCAGUCUGAAGCUGACCUUCCAGAAGCAGGGCUUGCCGUUGAAGAGGCCGCUGGAGGGGGAGGAGGGUCCGCUGGCCCAGCAGCAGCAGUACCUGGCCCGUCUCCAGGAGCUCCAGAGCGCUUCAGACACCAGCCUGGCCGACUUCUCCAAACCCCAGCCCGGCUACCCACAAGGCCUGGCGGGUCAGAUGAGGCUAAACGGAGCGACGGACGGACAACCGGUGGUGAAGAGGAGGAGGGGAAGGAGGAAGAACGUCGAAGGCAUGGAUCUUCUCUUCAUGAACCGAAACAGAGCUCCGGCAAUGCCUGAGAGAGCUCCUGCAGGCUGGACUGGAAACAGUGCCGCCAGCGUGCCAGCUGCCUCCGGCCUGGGUUUCCCCCAGGGUCCUGGCCCAGUGGACACGGAGAGUAGAGUUCCCGUCAUCAAUCUCAAAGACGGCACGCGGCUUGCCGGGGACGACGCCCCCAAGCGGAAGGAACUGGACCAGUGGCUGAAAGAGCACCCAGGAUUCGUGGCCGACGUGGGAGCCUUCAUCCCUGGUGUGAACAAAAUGCAGUUCCAGGACGGGCGACCAAAACAGAAGAGGCAUCGAUGCAGAAAUCCCAACAAAAUCGACAUCAACAGCCUGACAGGAGAAGAGAGAGUGCAGAUCAUCAAUCGGAGAAAUGCGCGGAAGAUCGGCGGAGCCUUCGCCCCUCCUCUGAAAAACCUGUGUCGGUUCUUGCAAGAGAACCCUGAGUACGGGGUUCCCCCUGAGUGGGCAGAUGUGGUCAAACAGUCGGGCUACCUCCCGGAGAGUAUGUUUGACCGCAUCCUGACUGGCCCCAUUGUCCCAGAGGAAGUGAGUCGGAGGGGUAGACGGCCCAAGAACGCCCUGGCUAAGGCAGCUUCAGCCGCGGCUAGCGCUGGAGCUAACGCUGCUCUGGGCCUCAAUCCCCUCCUGGCCAACGGUCUUCUGUCUGGCCUGGACUUGCCCACCCUUCAGGCUCUCCAACACAAUCUCCAGAGCCUGCAGUCCCUACAACUCACAGCUGGCCUCAUGGGCUUGCCUAGCGACCCCGCCAACAUGGCCGCCAUGUUUCCCAUGAUGCUCUCUGGCAUGGCCAGUCUCCCCAACCUGCUGAGCAUGAGCGGCCUGCUGGGUAAGCCGGCCCAGGAGGCAGGGACGGCUUCGGGGGCCGAGGACGGCAAGAGAAAGGGGAGCGGCACAGGCGGCGGUAACGGUUCAGGGGAUUCCGGAAGCUCCAAAGCAUCAUCCAACACCUCAAACUCCGACGUCAAAGUCGAAAGGACAGACGGCCAGGGUUCAGCGGCCUCCACUUCUACCACGCCCACCUCCACCCCACUAAGUGCUUCUGCUGCUGCUGCGGGGGCAUCCGCCCACCCACUGGCUCUUAACCCAUUACUGCUCUCCAGUAUGCUCUACCCAGGGAUGCUACUCACUCCAGGCCUUAACCUGCCCGUGGCCAAUCAGCCACAGGGCACAGACACACAGAAAGCCACUCAGCCUGCCCCUUCCUCAGAGACUACGCCUCCACAGCCCAGCCAAUCAGAGGACAGGGUUGAGGAUGAGGGAGAGGAGUCUGCGGAACAGAAGAACAGUGGUCCAGAGGGCUCUGGAAAGGCGGAGUCAUCUUCCUCUGAGUCAGAUAGCUCCUCCUCUUCCUCAGAGGAUUCAGACUCCAGUGACGAUGACUGAGCCUU
Molecule: messenger RNA, 9153 nt
Organism: Chanos chanos (milkfish)
Lineage: Eukaryota; Metazoa; Chordata; Actinopteri; Gonorynchiformes; Chanidae
Gene: chd9
Product: chromodomain helicase DNA binding protein 9
Exons: 39
Coding region: 233-9148 (2971 amino acids)
Molecular function (GO): protein binding; ATP binding
Source: RefSeq, a predicted model, not a curated record